UGAUGGUUCCCAUCCAGCCGCGGCCUGAUUUAGCAACUGGAAUCACCUUCAGAUCAAAUCUUAAAAAUUCGCACCUACAAAGCUACUCUACAGAGUUGUUCCCUCCCGCCCAAGAAGGGCAAAUGGACUUUGGAGUUAAGAUGCAGGGGGGUGAACCAGUGUCAACAAUGAAAGUCUCAGAGAGUGAAGGAAAGCUGGAGGGCCUGGCCACAGCGGUGACCCCAAACAAGAACAGCAGCAACAGCAGCUGUGGGGGUGGAAUCAGCAGCAGCAGCAGCAGCAGCAGUAGUCGCGGUGGCAGUGCAAAAGGCUGGCAGUACAGUGAUCACAUGGAAAAUGUAUAUGGCUACUUAAUGAAGUACACCAACCUUGUCACUGGGUGGCAGUACAGGUUUUUUGUUUUAAACAAUGAAGCUGGGUUAUUGGAGUACUUUGUGAAUGAACAGUCUAGAAAUCAAAAACCCAGAGGUACUUUGCAGCUUGCAGGAGCUGUAAUAUCACCUAGUGAUGAGGACUCUCACACUUUCACUGUAAAUGCUGCCAGUGGGGAACAGUAUAAACUCAGAGCCACAGAUGCUAAAGAGCGACAACAUUGGGUUAGCAGACUUCAGAUAUGUACACAACAUCACACUGAAGCUAUUGGAAAGAAUAAUCCUCCUCUGAAAUCACGGAGCUUCUCACUUGCAUCUAGUGGUAAUUCUCCUAUAUCCCAGAGGAGACCAAGUCAAAAUGCCAUUUCUUUUUUUAAUGUUGGACAUUCCAAACUACAAUCAGUGAACAAAAGAGCUCACUUACCUCCAGACCAUCUUGUGGAAGUCAGAGAAAUGAUGUCUCAUGCUGAAGGACAACAAAGAGACUUAAUUAGGCGAAUUGAAUGCCUUCCUGCUUCUGGCCAUCUUAGUUCCUUGGACCAGGAUCUCUUAAUGCUCAAAGCUACUUCCAUGGCGACUAUGAACUGCUUAAACGAUUGCUUUCAUAUUCUGCAGUUACAGCAUGCAUCACAUCAGAAGGGCUCACUGUCUUCAGGAACGACAAUCGAGUGGUUAGAACCAAAGAUACCUUUAUCAAACCACUAUAAAAAUGGAGCUGACCAGCCUUUUGCAACUGAGCAAAGUAAACCAGUGGCAGUCCCAGAAGAACAGUGUGUUGACGAAUCUGGACCAUUAGCAAGGGAACCUGAAGAAAUAAAUGCAGAUGAUGAGGUAGAGGAUACAUGUGACAACAAGGAGGAUGACCUGGGAGCUGUGGAAGAGCAACGUAGUGUUAUCCUACAUCUGUUGUCACAGCUUAAGCUGGGCAUGGACUUAACAAGAGUGGUGCUUCCUACAUUUAUCCUAGAGAAGCGUUCCUUGCUGGAAAUGUAUGCAGACUUUAUGUCUCAUCCAGACCUAUUCAUAGCCAUUACUAAUGGAGCCACAGCUGAGGAUAGAAUGAUUCGUUUUGUUGAGUACUACCUUACCUCAUUUCAUGAAGGCCGGAAAGGAGCCAUUGCUAAGAAACCGUACAAUCCUAUCAUUGGAGAAACAUUUCACUGUUCCUGGAGGAUGCCAAAAAGCGAGGUUGCAUCCACUGUUAUCAGCAGCUCUUCUACCCAGGCAGUCACAAAUCAUGCUCCUCUAUCAGAGGAGGCUUUGAGCCAGGCGGGACCAGACUGUUAUACAGUCAGAUUUGUUGCUGAGCAGGUUUCCCAUCAUCCUCCAGUCUCAGGAUUUUAUGCAGAAUGUGCAGAGAGGAAGAUGUGUGUAAAUGCACAUGUCUGGACUAAGAGCAAAUUCUUAGGCAUGUCGAUAGGCGUAACAAUGGUUGGAGAAGGUAUUCUCAGUCUAUUGGAGCAUGGAGAAGAGUAUACAUUUUCUCUACCUUGUGCAUAUGCCCGAUCAAUUUUAACUGUUCCUUGGGUAGAACUUGGUGGCAAAGUCAGUGUCAACUGUGCAAAAACUGGGUAUUCAGCCAGCAUCACUUUUCAUACUAAGCCGUUUUAUGGUGGCAAACUGCACCGGGUUACAGGUGAAGUAAAGCACAACAUCACCAAUACUGUGGUAUGCAGAGUGCAAGGCGAAUGGAAUAGUGUUCUUGAGUUCACUUAUAGCAAUGGAGAGACAAAGUAUGUGGAUUUAACUAAGUUGGCAGUAACAAAGAAAAGAGUAAGACCUCUGGAGAAGCAAGAUCCAUUUGAAUCCAGGCGAUUGUGGAAAAAUGUGACAGAUUCUCUGAGGGAAUCUGAAAUCGAGAAAGCCACAGAGCAUAAACGUACCCUGGAAGAACGCCAGAGGACUGAAGAAAGGCAUCGUACUGAAACAGGCACACCCUGGAAAACCAAAUAUUUUAUUAAAGAGGGAGAUGGCUGGGUUUAUCAUAAGCCCCUUUGGAAAACAAUUCCAGCAACACAGCCUGCGGAGUGACACACACUAUCUGAGACUCGACCAAAUGAACUUCUUCUCUGUUUACCCUAAACCCUCCCAGAAUGGAGUCAUUGCACUGAGUAACCUGCUUCCUGAUUGCACAGACUGAAUCUGGCUAAACCCGAAUGUCCCUGUUAGGGCACCACAGAACUGCAGCAAGACCAAAGUGUUGAAGACGCACGACGGGCCUCUCACCAACCUGUUCAUGUGAUACGAGCAAUAUCAUCCGAAAACCUUUCACGUGAAUUGUUAGAUGAUUCAUCUUUUAUCCAGCUCCUGCUCCUAAAGUUAGGUUUAAAUCCCCUAUUUUUGCAUGGGGGCAGCAGAUACACACAAGUGUGAGAACUCAGUGAUUUUGAUUUCUUUAUAGUAAAGAGUGAAGUCUCUUUCAGAGUUUGUGCUUUGCUUUCUGUCAGUAACUGAAGUAUUCACUGCUCUUACAAAUAAACCCAAGAGGAGGAGGACGAUGACCCAGAAGUGGAUUCAGCCAUUGUGCCUGAAAUCAGUGUUAAAAAAAUCAACCAGGUUGUAGUAACAAGGCAUUCUGUUCCUUCAAAGAGACUGUGUGCCUGUGUCUGAGGAACUUAUCCAUUAUCCACCUCUGUUGGAACUCUCUUUUAAAAAGUAUAUUUAUAAAUUGAUUAGAAUUAUAACCAUGGAGAAUUUUUUCUUCUGAGCAUUUUAUUAUACUUGAAAACAACAUUGACUUGAAAAAUUUCAGAACAUUUUUCAAUACCUAGUUUUAUUAAAUGUUACACUUGAGAGACAAUUUUUUAAAUGUGUUCAUGUCAAUAUGAUGAGAUCUUGGCCUUUCUCAAGAACUGAGGCAUUAAAGAACAAAGCAAACAUUUAAAAAAUAAAACUGUUACUUUUUUUUCCUUACCUUUUUUUCACUUGUAGAUUAAUAUCCAGUAUUAUGUGCUAUCCCUCUGAAUAAGUAUGCUUCAUCUUACCUCUGCCCAUUCAAAUUUAAAACAACUAUUCAUAUUUGUCAGUAAUUCAGAAGUUAUAUAUGUGGCUGAGUGCAUGUAUGGUAUGGUUUUCUUUUCUUCUCAAGGAAACUCAAAUGCUGAAGAAAGAAUAUGAAGUGAAAAGAUAUUAGGAAAAAAGAUAUCAGGAAGUUGUAUUCAGGUACAAAUCUCUUUUUUUUUUAAUAAGUAUUUUAUUGAGGUUGAAGGAUUGCUGGCAACUAAAAGAAUAGUGCUAAUUAUGGCUUUCAUCAUUCAUUCAAGUUUAUUGAGUACCUACUUAUGGUGCUCAACACUUGUUACUGCAAGCUACCUUAAUUUUCCAAGAGUGGUGCCUUACUCUGUUUCUUCUGAUGUGGUCUUCCAAUCAGUGUGUGUAACAUAUACCUGUUAGUCAUCAGCCAUUGUAGGUGGCUGUGUCUCUUGCAUCAUCAUAAGAAGUUUAAGCUUUGUGCUCUGAUAAAUUGUGUUUUAUUGAAGGGUUUAAUAGGAUGAAAACAGCAAAACAAUAAUUUUUUCAACAAAUUGUAAAUUAUAAGAGAAUAACUGGUUUAUGUACAACCAUUUUAAUGAUUCCCUUGUUCAUUUUUGCUGUGAAAUGCACUGAAAAAUCUCAAAAUGAGUUAUAGUUCAUGUGUUGGGAAGAUUGAAAAAUAAUAAAACUAGAGAACAAUAAUGUCUUUGUCUGUUUUAUGAAAGGAGAGAAAUAGAAGGUUUGUGUUUAGAGGAGUUAGCCCCCUAUUCAUUUGAGAGGGACAUGGAUUUUUUUUCUUUAAAUUCUUACCCUCGGGAAUCUCUUAGGGAGAUAAGGAAGUAUAUUCAAUAAGAGGUUUUAAAAAUUAAAAUGUUUAAAUAGUCUGGAAAUAGAGCAAGAAUGUAAAAUUAAACUCGAGAUUUUGUUUUAUUCUUUGAACCAUUUGAAUACUUAUUUAUUUCUUUCAGUUGUUGAGCCAUUUUAAGAAUUAUUGAAAUAUGAUUUUAAAAAUUCUUAAGAAAAAAAUACAUUUAUAAGUAAUUGAAAUCUCAUGAUAUUGGGUUGAUUCUUUGACAAGAGUGAAAUAAUAAUACCAAUUUUGGGUAAUUAUUUUACCUUGUCUCCAUCUUGACUUCACUGCAGCUUAUCUAUCAGAUAAGAGUUAGAGGUCUUUUCUGUUUUAUUUUUUAUCUACAUGUUGUUGAUAAUUAGCCAGAGAAAUGAAUCUUUGCAGCAGUUGCCACUGAUUUGUAUCUUUUUCUUUGGGGUCAAAGUUUAUUUAUUUAAAAAAAUUUUUUUAAGUUUACUUAUUUUGAGAGAAAAAGAACAAGUGAGCCAGAGGAGUGGCAGAGAGAGAGGGAGAGAGAGAAUCCCAAGCAGGCUCUGCAGUGUCAGCACAGAACCUGAUGCAGGGUUCAAACUCAUGUUCGAGGUAUGACCUGAGCCGAAACCAAGAGUCAGAUGCUUAACCCAACUGAGCCACUUAAGUGUCCCUGGAUCAAAGUUUUAAAUGUGCGCUUUCUUUCUGGCUUUUCGGAAUUGUGUGUUAAGAAGUCCAAGAGCAGUAGUGACAAAAAGACAAUGUUCUGGCCAUUUAUUUGGAUUUUUUUUUUUUUUACCAUGAUCAUAACACUUAUCACCCUAUCCCUUCUGUCAAAUGUUUGUAUUUAAGCUCCAUCAUUUAUAUUCUAAUUAAUUACAUUUUGAAUAGAUAGUUUUGAAGCCCUGAAAGUAAUUUUUAGGUUGUGUAUUGGGUGAGAUAUGGCAUCUACAUAUUGAUUCCCUGAACUCUUCAGUUGUAACCAACAUCACCUCUAAUGCCUACUUGUCACCAAAAAUAAUAAGAAAAGUAUUGAGUUUCUCAUUCUGUAA
Acinonyx jubatus (cheetah) is the source of this 5216-nucleotide messenger RNA. It is a transcript of the gene OSBPL11, whose product is annotated as oxysterol binding protein like 11. Bases 3 to 2402 code for a protein of 799 amino acids. Gene Ontology annotation, molecular function: sterol binding. The record is from RefSeq and is a predicted model, not a curated record. NCBI's taxonomy places the organism in Eukaryota, Metazoa, Chordata, Mammalia, Carnivora, Felidae. Gene Ontology annotation, cellular component: cytosol; intracellular membrane-bounded organelle; membrane. The transcript has 13 exons.